Molecule: messenger RNA, 2694 nt
Organism: Esox lucius (northern pike)
Lineage: Eukaryota; Metazoa; Chordata; Actinopteri; Esociformes; Esocidae
Gene: pfkfb4b
Product: 6-phosphofructo-2-kinase/fructose-2,6-biphosphatase 4b
Exons: 14
Coding region: 92-1528 (478 amino acids)
Biological process (GO): fructose metabolic process; fructose 2,6-bisphosphate metabolic process
Cellular component (GO): cytosol
Molecular function (GO): ATP binding; 6-phosphofructo-2-kinase activity; fructose-2,6-bisphosphate 2-phosphatase activity
Source: RefSeq, a predicted model, not a curated record
CUCAGCAGAUAUGACAUCCAUUCCCUCGCAUCUCGUACUUCGAGCAGCGGUCAAGUAGACUUUAUUAACGGGACAUGCUGUUACUACAAGGAUGACUUCCAACGAAGACGUUAUAAUGGCAACAUCACCACGCGUACUUACUCAGAAUCCGCUGAAGAAAAUUUGGAUGCCAUGUAAAAAUGGGUUGCCUGACCAGCACAUUUCACAAAGAAGGGUAUGUAUGACCAACUGUCCCACCCUCAUUGUGACAGUGGGCCUACCAGCCAGGGGUAAGACCUACAUCUCUAAGAAGCUGACCCGCUACCUCAACUGGAUCGGCGUGCCAACCAAAGAGUUCAACGUGGGUCAGUACCGGAGAGAGUGUGUGAAGAUCUACAAGUCCUUUGAGUUUUUUAAUCCAAGCAAUGAAGAGGGGCUGAAAAUCAGGAGGCAAUGUGCCCUGACAGCGCUGAAUGAUGUGCGCCAGUACCUGAGUGUGGAGGGAGGUCAGGUGGCGGUGUUUGACGCCACUAACACCACCAGGGAGAGGAGAGGGACCAUCACCAGGUUUGCAGAUCAGAACGGCUUUAAGGUGUUCUUUGUGGAAUCUGUGUGUGAAGACCCUGACGUUAUUGCAGAAAACAUAGUGCAAGUGAAGCUGGGUAGUCCUGACUACAUAGACUGUAACACAGAGGAGGCCAUGGAGGACUUCAUGAAGAGGAUCAAGUGCUAUGAGAAUUCUUACCAGCCACUGGAUGAGAUUCUAGACAGGGACCUGUCCUACAUCAAGAUCAUGGACGUAGGCAGGAGGUACCUGGUGAACCGGGUCCUGGACCACAUCCAGAGCCGUAUUGUCUACUACCUGAUGAACAUCCACAUCACACCACGCGCCAUCUACCUCUGUCGCCAUGGAGAGAGUGACCUCAAUGUCAAGGGACGCAUCGGGGGGGACUCCGGCCUGUCAAGCAGGGGCAAGGAGUUUGCGAAGUGUCUGGGGAAGUUCAUCCAGGGACAGAACAUUACAGAUCUAAAGGUGUGGACCAGCCAGAUGAAGAGAACUAUCCAGACAGCUGAGGCCAUUGCUGUACCUUACGAGCAGUGGAAGGCUCUCAACGAGAUAGAUGCUGGUGUGUGUGAGGAAAUGAUGUAUGAGGAAAUCCAGGGACACUUCCCUCUGGAGUUUGCACUGAGAGACCAGGAUAAAUAUCGCUACCGCUACCCAAAAGGAGAGUCCUAUGAGGACCUGGUGCAGCGGUUGGAGCCAGUCAUCAUGGAGCUGGAGAGGCAGGAAAAUGUCCUGGUCAUCUGUCACCAGGCUGUCAUGAGAUGCCUGCUUGCUUACUUUCUGGAUAAGAGCGCAGAAGAGUUGCCUUACCUGAAGUGCCCUUUGCACACAGUACUGAAGCUUACUCCUGUGGCUUAUGGUUGUAAAGUAGAGUCUGUCUGUUUGAAUGUGGAAGCUGUGAACACCCACAGGGACAAGCCUGAUAACGUAGACCCAUCACGGAUGCCAGAGGAAGCCUUGUUAACAGUCCCCGCUCACCAGUGAUGACAGUGCCUAAGACAAAUGACAGCACUUCCUCUACUCUAUCCACAAUCAACCCAAAUUCCUUUUCACAUGGAUUGUUUGUUGGACAUAGAUUGUUAUAAUGUAUGUGUGUAUAUAUCAUUGGUUUACUCACAUGACACUUUAGAUCAUUGAUAAUGUAGACAACUGGAAUCCAGUUCACUGGCGAUUUGCCCCACAAUUGGGGUGUUGGGUGUGUGCAAGUGUAAAUGAACAAGGUAGGGAACAUCUGAUGUGAAACCUGUUUUAAAUAUAGUACAGUAAGGCUUUUAAUCCAAUUGUAGAGUUGAGCAUUUCUGAAAUCGUCUAACAGUAUGGCUUACAGGUAGCCCAAUACUGAACUUACUAUCCACUAAUCUGUUUGUUUUUUACCAAUCCAAUUACCUAUUUUGCCAAAGAUCAGAAUCGGUCUGCCUGUGUAGACAGGUUAGAAACCCAAUACAAAAUGGUAUUUCUUGUGUCCAUCCAAUAUCUUGUUUUGUCUAUUGUUUAAAUCUGAACUGAUACCAUAUUUCCCAUUUACCUGGAUAUAUAUAUAUAUAUAUACACACACACACCUGGAAGGUAUUUGGUUCUGUUGUUCAAAGUCUAAGUUAUGGAUAGAGCUGCUCUAGUUCAGUAAUAGGAUCUAGCAUUGGCAUCUAUGGUAUGACACAAACUAAGUUCUAAAGCCUGUGUACAGGUAGUCUGUUAAUGAGCACUAUAAUCAACUUUCAAAGCUGUGAAUGUCAUUAAAUUGUUAUAUAGUUACAUUUUACAAUGUGUUGUUUUAACUUGUCUUUCGUGUCACUGUAAAUAGCAACAUCGUCCAGAUAGAAUAAAUCUUAUGUUUGGUCUCUUUUUGUCUUAGUGUUGUUUUAAAAGAUUUAAGUAUCAUGUAAAUACUGUGACCAUCAAACACUUCACCAAAUUAGUAUUUUCUGUAUAAGGCCAGAUCAACUUAGAUGUAAACCUUUCCUAUGCAAACUGACUGUGGGAUAUAUCCAGAAACUACAGAAUUUAAAUAGUCUGGAUUAAUUAAUUCAGUAUAUGGUACAGUUAGCAAAAAAGUUUGGGAACCCUGCUAUAACACAACCCAUUGAGAAAAUCAGAUCAGUGUUUGAUGCAAUGUACUGACAAGUUUCCAAUAAAGUCCACAAAUGUGCCCA